Molecule: messenger RNA, 1698 nt
Organism: Saccostrea cuccullata (small rock oyster)
Lineage: Eukaryota; Metazoa; Mollusca; Bivalvia; Ostreida; Ostreidae
Exons: 2
Coding region: 45-1223 (392 amino acids)
Source: RefSeq, a predicted model, not a curated record
CUUUUGAUUCUUUAAACUCUUUGGUGAAGGGCAUCGACAGAUCAAUGCUGUUUUUCAUCGUCGAUUCUCAUUUUGAUAUUGAAAAGAAAAUCAAGCUGGUCGUCAGGAAAGCCCAAUGUCAUGCAUCACAUGUCCUGAGAGUGAACGGUGACAAAUCAAUAAUUUAUGAAAAAUGCUACUUGAAAUUAGAGAAGACAAUUGACAAUAUAACAUCAUCUUUGAAAGCAAAAACUGCAACAAGACAAAUCAGCGGAUUUGUCAAACAAAUCGAAGAACUUGAAGAGAAACUUUUUGCCAGGAAAUCUCGUGUACACUCAAAACUUACACAAGAGUGUGUGAAAAAGAUUAAAGCUGGAAGAAAAUAUGGAGUCGUUGGAUACAGGCUUUGUGAUGGAACGUUAUACAUUUUCUCUAGUAAUCAGAAUCCAAAUCUUAAAAACAAACUCGUAAAAGCAAUAGGAAUGCACUUUCAGGGAAAGAUAGAAUUUCAGUUGAUAAAAGAAGCAUUAAAUCCGCAGUGUCAGAUCAAAUGUGGGGGUGAAAUUGUUAAUGGAGAAAAAAAGAUUCAAGGGAGUUUAGGAAUGUUUGGAGAAAUUUCAAGUCAACAAAAUCAUGAUGACACAUUUUCAAACGUUGUAGCCAUAACAUCCGGUCAUCUUUUCAAAGAAGGCGACGUUGCUAAAUUCCAACAUCUCCAGGUAUUGAAAACAAUGGGCUGCUGUAUUUGGCCGAAUGAAUGUUUAUAUGAAAGGGGAAGAUCAGUUGACAAUGUGCACGAUAUCUCUGUUAUAUCAAUAAAGAGAUCAGUACUUUCAUUGCUACUAAAAACCAUUGAAGACCUGAAUGAAAGUAUACAUGUUUAUGACCAACCUCUUGCAACACUGUCCGACAGAUUUGUAUUUAAAUAUGGUGCUGCUACUGCAAAAACGGAGGGAUUCGUCGAAAAAGUUAGCGACUUUGAAGUUUUUGGCGGCGAUGUUAUGGUUAUUUUGCCAGAUCGUGCUUUUGAACAAUUUUCCGACAGAGGAGACAGUGGAUCAAUUGUUUUGACCAGAGUUGAAGAAGAUUUGUACGCAGUUGGAAUUGUAUAUGGUGGUGAGUUAACCCUUCGGAACGCAGAAUGCCUAAACGCAAAAAAGGAAACAAUUGCAGCAAGUCUCCAUAUUGCUCUUGAUCGUUUUACCACAAAAACGAGAAAAUUUAUCACAUUUGACAAAAUAUGAAGUGGCAGUAUAACCAUAACUUCAUUUAAUCAGCUAUAUACUUCAUGAACUAUGCAUUAAAAGAAAAAGUACUUAUCCGUAGAAGUGUUAUACGCAAACAAAACAUAGAAUUAGAAGAACAAAGGCAUGCUUUAUAAACUCUUCUAAUAAAACGCAAUGAAUUAUGCCUGAAUUGAAUGGAAGCUCCGAAUAAACAAACCAAAAUCUUAUCUUUUGCAAUUAACAUUGAAAUUACAUUAACUGUACAGAAAAGUAUUUCUUGUGCACAUUUUGUCCGGUGAAGGAACAAAAGGUGUUUAAUAAUCAUAUAGUUGCAUAUAUGACAUUCAAAUUUACUUGGCAAACUUGUUAUAUAUUCUGAUCACCAAUUGUUCGUUGGUCAUCCAUCCGGCUGUCUGUCCGUCCGCCAGUAAUCUAUUAACGUUUUCGAUUUAUUCUCUUUAACAACUACGCCAAUGUUUUAACCAAACUUAGU